AUGGCACUCGAGAAAAAAGUUUGUUCAAAAUGCUGUAAAGAUAUUGCAACAAUCAACACUGAAGUUAAACAAAAUGUCAAUCAAGGGAAAAUUAACAUAAUAUUAAAAUCAUUAUCAGAAAGGAAACGUCGGACAGUGUUAAGGUACUUAAAAAAACAGGAAGAAACCAUAACUGACGAAAUGAUGUUACAUAUUGAAGAUAUGAUAAUAAAAAUGGACAAUAUUGACAUAGAUGAUGAUCUUAAUAGUAUGUCAAGUUCCAAUAGCUCCACAAGUUUUAAUAAUGAA
Molecule: messenger RNA, 288 nt
Organism: Iphiclides podalirius (scarce swallowtail)
Lineage: Eukaryota; Metazoa; Arthropoda; Insecta; Lepidoptera; Papilionidae
Source: the annotation of a GenBank genome assembly